UCUGUUCCAAAGGGUUCUACUCCCUUUUUGAGCCUGAAGGGCUAAAGGAUCUUUUUUUUUUGAUCAGAUAAUAUGUUGGUUUGCUUUUAGGAUCUGUGAUGGUUAAGUUUGGUUUAAGCAUUUUGUAUCCACAAUCAACAUUUUUGGUGAUGAGCUGGUGUUUUAAAAUUUGAUGUUGUUUUUCAUCAUUCAGAACAUUGCCUGAAGCAGGUCCACCAUGCCGUUAGUAACAAGAAACAUUGAGCCAAGGCACCUGUGCCGUCAGACGUUGCCUAGCGUUAGAAGCGAGCUGGAAUGCAUGACCAACAUCACCCUGGCAAAUGUCAUCCGACAGCUGGGCAGCCUGAGUUAUACUGGAAAGGUAAAUACGCAGAGGACAUUUUUGGAGAGCUCUUUACUCAGGCAAAUACCUUUGCCUCUCGCGUAAGCACCCUUGCUGAGAGGGUUGACCGACUACAAGUUAAAGUCACUCAGCUGGAUCCCAAAGAAGAAGAAGUGUCACUACAAGGAAUCAACACCCGAAAGGCUUUCAGAAGCUCUACCAUUCAAGACCAGAAGCUUUUUGACAGAAAUUCUCUCCCAGUGCCUGUCUUGGAAACAUACAAUACCUGUGAUACUCCACCCCCUCUCAACAAUCUCACCCCUUACAGGGAUGAUGGAAAAGAGGCACUCAAAUUCUACACCGACCCUUCAUACUUCUUUGAUCUUUGGAAGGAGAAGAUGCUGCAGGACACCAAGGAUAUCAUGAAAGAGAAGAGAAAGCAUAGGAAAGAAAAGAAAGAUAAUCCAAAUCGAGGGAAUGUAAACCCACGUAAAAUCAAGACACGUAAAGAAGAAUGGGAGAAAAUGAAGAUGGGACAAGAAUUUGUGGAGUCCAAAGAAAAGCUGGGGCCUUCUGGGUAUUCACCCGCCUUAGUGUACCAGAAUGGCAGCAUUGGCUCUAUUGAAAAUGUGGAUGUAGGCAGCUAUCCACCACCACCACAGUCAGACUCCGCCUCUUCACCUUCACCUUCUUUCUCUGAGGAGAACUUGCCUCCCCCACCAGCAGAAUUCAGCUAUCCAGCAGACAACCAAAGAGGAUCUGGCUUGGCUGGACCCAAAAGAUCCAGCGUGGUUAGCCCAAGCCAUCCACCCCCAGCUCCUCCUCUGGGUUCUCCACCAGGCCCCAAACCUGGGUUUGCUCCACCACCUGCCCCUCCUCCUCCACCUCCAAUGGGCAUUCCACCUCCACCACCACCCAUAGGAUUUGGGUCUCCAGGGACCCCUCCACCACCUUCACCCCCAUCUUUUCCACCUCACCCUGAUUUUGCUGCCCCUCCACCACCUCCCCUGCCACCUGCAGUGGACUACCCCACUCUGCCACCACCUCCCUUGUCCCAACCAGUAGGCGGUGCGCCUCCCCCUCCCCCUCCCCCUCCCCCUCCAGGACCUCCACCUCUCCCUUUCAGUGGUGGGGAUGGCCAGCCUGCCAUACCACCACCGCCGCUUUCUGAUGCCACUAAGCCCAAGUCCUCCUUGCCUGCUGUGAGUGAUGCCCGUAGCGACCUGCUUUCUGCCAUCCGUCAAGGCUUUCAGCUACGAAGGGUUGAAGAACAGCGGGAGCAAGAGAAACGAGAUGUUGUGGGCAAUGAUGUGGCCACCAUCCUGUCACGUCGUAUUGCUGUUGAGUACAGUGACUCGGAAGAUGACUCCUCUGAAUUUGAUGAGGACGACUGGUCGGAUUAACUCUUUCUGCCUGCCGCCCACCUCCUUUUCUUUCCUUCCUACCUUCCUUUUUUGAUGCCUAUCCUAAUAGUCCUGUGGGAGGGGGAGAAACAAAAGAAUUUCAAGGGCCAAAGCCUUCCCUGAAGCAACCAAAGAUAUAUCCAAGUGCUUCCUCCAAAUCAACAUGUAUUUUCUCUCCCUAUUGUUAAGAGCAUGGGCUCCUGAGUUUCAUAGCUAAGAUGAGAUGUUCCCUGGUUCCUUCAAGCGACUGUCACAUAUUGAAAGGAAGGAAAACCCCCCAAAGCAGAUUUCUUUGAUUGGGUUUCAAUGGGAAAUGGUAUUCUUCGCUAGGAGCCAUUUUCAAUUGAAUUCCAACCAUCUUCUGGUCCUAAAGUACUGAGAGCAGACUGUGGGGACACAGUUGUCCCCCUUUCCUGUGUCCUAAGAGGGCAGAGCAGUCUGAGUACCCCGAAGCCAGACCACCUCUUGCCUACUCCUGCUGUCUGCCCUAAUUAGCAGGGUGGGGCUGCCUUUUAUUCAGUGAUCUUUUGACCUGGGAUAUUUUUUAUUCCAGGAGGUAACAGACCACUACAGAGUGUCUCAUCCACUUUUCCCAGAAACAAGGUCUCUGAAGGCUGAGGCUGUUGCCUCCCUCCUAGACUCCCUCUUAUCAAGUAUGAUGGUAAAGUGUCCUUUAAAUACCCCUUCCUUGCCCUUAGGUGCCUUUAGGCUAUAUAGCUCAGUUUUAACCUCUAAUAUCUAUGACCAAACUAGCCCUGACACACAGGGACAUGGGUGGGCUUCUGCUGACUGUCAGGAGCAAAGCUUAGAGACUUGGAACUACAGAACUAGAAGGAUGGUAGGAUUCCUUGGGUCUGCCCUCUUAAAGAUGAUGAGGCCUAGACAAGGGAAGUGACUUGCUCAAGGUCACACAGUUGGAUAGUAAUGGAGCAAGAGCCCAGACAUCCUGAUUCCAAGUCACCUGUGCUUUCUGGGACCAAAUAAUGGGCACCUGCUGGAGUCUGGGCAGAGCAGUCUUGGCUCUGUGCUGCUCCAGACCUCCCCAUAGGCAGGGGUCCCAGUCGGAGGCUCAGUGCCUGUGCCAGCCCUGUCAGUGCUGCUCAGACCUUAUAGCCUCUCAUGUAACCCUUUGUUGCCCCUUCCUAUCAUCAGCCAACAACAUGGCCUAGGAGCUGUGCUUCUGGGAAACCAGAGAGAAAAAGAAGAGGGCAGGCAGCUUUGACAGGUGCUGUUUUCAGUUUUACUGCAACUCCUCCCCCUUUUAUUUCCCCAAUUUAAGCAUAGGUUCUACCAGCUGUAGAAACUUGAGUCCCUCAGGCUGGCAGCCACCCCAGGUACCUGCCUUGGUGUGUGUGUUGGGGGGUGCCUAGCAGCCGUGAAGAGGGCUGAAGGGUGGAAGGACUCAAGGUCUUCCCUUAUUUCACAUGGUAAUGUUCAUCCCCCCACCCCCAGCCACUUCCCAGAGUUUAUACACAGGUGCUAUUAUUUAGGAAAAAACUGGUCAGCUCUGGCCAACAGCAAGGUUUUUCUCUUCUGCCCCAACUAUUGUGUGGCCUCUCAUGCUGAAAUCAGCUUCUCCAGCUUUCAGAGCCUGAAACAAAGAGAAAAAGGAUCUGUCUCUACCCAGCACAGCAAAUGGUUGUAGUAAUUGCCAAAGCCCUCAUAAACCCCUCCGGCUUGAGGAGAGUAUGAUCGUGGGCACUGCUGCCUGCCCUUGCUGAAUACCUCCCUCUGCCUCCUUUCUUGAACUUAGGAUGUGGGGAGAGCCUGCAAGUGCCAGAAUAUGCUUCUGCUGCAGCUACUCCAGAGUGUGCCCUCCUCCUACUCCCCAGAUAAGGUAUCUCCUACACAGGGCUUGGCACCCAACUCCAUGCUGAGCACACCAGGCUGGGCCUGCCCAGCCAUGUCCCCUACUUGCACUUUGGAAGCCGAAGGUCCUUUUAUCAGAACCCUGAAAUGCUGUUGAAGGUGCCCCGGCUGCAGCCCAGCAGCGGCUGGAGAGGCAGGCGGAGGCCAGUGUUUCUCCCAAAUAGGAGUCCUGGGGCCUGGCCAGGCCAGGGUUUGGGCCUAAUGGCUGUGAGUAAAUUACCCCCAUCCUCCUCCUUUCCGGAAGAGGGGGAGCCAGAGCCACUCACUAUCAUUCUGCUCUGACCUUGAAGGGGGUGGUGUUGGCCUGGCUUCUGGAAUGGACAGAGUCCACUGCAGAAAGGGCUGGGGGCAGGAGGAGGUGGGGAGGGGCCCUGCCUGCGGAAGGUAGGAUUAGAUCAUUAGCUCAGUGACCUCCUAGGGUUUCGAUGUGCUGUGUUCUCAUCCUACAGCUGGUUUGGUAAUGAUCUGCAAGUCCCGGAGAGCAACAGCACAGCUCUGCCUGACGCUCUCAUUAAAAUCUAUGCAGCCAAGCUCGGCUCUUUGUAGCAGCCGGCCUUGCGAAGCCUCCUCAGCUCGGGGGGCUGGGGACCCAGUCAGCUGAGAGGCCCUCUGGGCUCUACUUAUGCAUAUGUGCACCAAAAAAAAAAAAAAAAAGUGCUUCUUGAAACCCAAAGUCCUUUAAAAUGAUAAAGGAUCCAA
Ictidomys tridecemlineatus (thirteen-lined ground squirrel) is the source of this 4293-nucleotide messenger RNA. The record is from RefSeq and is a predicted model, not a curated record. NCBI's taxonomy places the organism in Eukaryota, Metazoa, Chordata, Mammalia, Rodentia, Sciuridae.